AUGGACUCUGCUGAAGCAGUAGGAUCCAGUAGUAGCACAAGUAGGACGUCCGAGUUAGAUAGUGAACUUCACCUUCUAAAUAAAUGUCUCUCAAAUGCACUUGCUGUUCAUCUAUUUGUCUCACGCUCACUCAUAGUGUGCGGUGAUGGCAAUGGAAAAGUGGAGCAGACACUGCAGUCUACCCUACUGGAUGAUAACGUUCAGCUGUAUCUAAAACAGUUACUACAUAAAUAUAUGUCUAGCACUGUUAUGCGACGUAAAUUAAAAUCUGUAAAAAGUUUGUACUUCUUACAGUGUCUGACGGAUGAAAAGACAAGGGAUGAAUUUGUACAAGUAGCGGCGCAUCCCUCCUUCCCUGAGAAUUUUUGA
Trypanosoma theileri is the source of this 369-nucleotide messenger RNA. RefSeq lists its product as uncharacterized. Lineage: Eukaryota; Euglenozoa; Kinetoplastea; Trypanosomatida; Trypanosomatidae. The record is from RefSeq and is a predicted model, not a curated record. The transcript has a single exon. Bases 1 to 369 code for a protein of 122 amino acids.